Danaus plexippus (monarch butterfly) is the source of this 3009-nucleotide messenger RNA. RefSeq lists its product as uncharacterized. The coding region runs from base 29 to 2602 and encodes 857 amino acids. NCBI's taxonomy places the organism in Eukaryota, Metazoa, Arthropoda, Insecta, Lepidoptera, Nymphalidae. The record is from RefSeq and is a predicted model, not a curated record. The transcript has 9 exons.
UUACGAAAUCACUGGCAUUGUUCUCAGGAUGUUAGUUGUCCUGCUCGCUGGCAUCUGUGGCAUCUCUGCUAUUCCUCAAAAUGAUAUUUGGCACACCGAAACUUUCGGCUCGGCUGACGAGUGUGACAUUUGCGAUCAAACGUGUUUUAGGACGGACGAAGCCAGGUGCGAUUAUUACAAACUAGUUAAGGAGAUACUCGAGGGGAACACACAUACAGAUAGAGAGACUCAGGUUGAUACUAACGACGGAAUUGAUGACAUGAUCUUUGACUACAUGGAGAAGGUGUCCGAUGAAACGAAACGUAAAGAUUGCAUUCCAUUAAUAUCGGAACACACGACGUGUUACAGAGACAAUGUUUGCAUUGGUUGUGAAACCUGCAGUUGUGGUGUCGACGGUCGUUGGAACUGCUCCGCUAUACAACGCUGCAACCCUGAUGAUGAACUGGGUCUAGACCAUCAUACACUAGUAGUGACGAUGGAGAAUCUUAAGGACUAUAAAAAAACAAUUUUAAAUAAGAGAACCAAGAGAUCGGUACAAGGUAAGAAAAAAGAGGUGAUGAGUCACGAAGAAGCAUUGAAAUGGAUGUACGACACGACAGACUAUAAUAUAAAUAAAGGUUCCUUGAAAGCGACUACUGAGAAAAUAAGCAGUAAAGAAAUGUCCGUAAAUGAUACAGGUAAAAAUAUCAUAGUAUUUUGUUGUGACCGUAUUAACAAAGAUAACGGGGACCUUUCAAAUAACCUCAACACCGAGCCGUUAGUCUUCCAAGAUAUAUUAAAUAAUAUUAAUUUAAGAAACGAUGAAAAACACAUUUCGUUAGAGGAUAGCAGUCAUUCAGAACACACGAUGUUCCAUAAACUAGCAUCACCGAACGUGUUCAGUGACAUAAAAAAAUCAAUUCUAGCAGACACUGUAAUACUAAACUAUGACAAUGAAGAUAAUAAAAAUCAGACAGAACGAAUCAGUGACGAUGUUUUUUCGUACAUUGAUUCAGAUGUUAAUGAAAAUUAUAACUACAAAAGAGAUAUACAUAACACUCGUCGUAUACACAAAAGAGAGGUAGAUAAGGAAUCCACAUAUGACAACUCUACUGCAAGUGUAAAUGAAACGGAAAAAGCCGUCUUAGAAAUACACGAUGUUUUACAUCCUCUGGAUAGAUUUGUGGAACAAAAACAGAACGAGCUCAACAAAUUAAUUGACAUAAAGAAGAAAUUUAUCACAUACAUAAAAACAAUCACCGGCGUUAACUAUACUGAUCACUAUGAAAACUCUACGAAAGAUAAUUCACAUUUAUAUUUCAUUGAUUUGGAUUUGAUAUCGAAUUAUUCGGAGGAUUUGAGAAAACGAGACCCAAAUAUUCUCAGUAAAUAUUUAGCAAAAUUAAAAAGAGAUAUCCACGAGGUCGUAAGCGACGUUGUUGGAAUCCAAAGAUUGACGAAUUACUCGUCAAUGCCUUACGAAUUAAAAGUAUUAAUAAGAGCUAUGAAAAACUAUGUUGCUAAGGACAAAAAAGAUAAAAUUAAAAAUAUAAAAAGUACAUCAAACUCUAUUAAAUUAAGAAAAACUUUUGAUAUGAAUAUUGCUCUGGAAAAAAUAUUUUGCCCUAUCGAUGAGAUUAUUAAGGUACUUGAAGCGUUAGAUGAUAAUAUACUAAUCUCAAAUGCACCAUAUCAAUUAAGUCCAGUGGCCAGAAAAAUAAUAUUGCGACUCGUUAAAAGAUUUUACACAAAUGACUUAAAAUUUACGAGUUCAACGAUUAACCUUACUGAAAAUACAACCCAUGCUCUGAAUAAAGUAGGCGAAACUUAUGAUAAAAUGACCAUAGACAUUGCAAACGGUUCAUUAACUGAACGUCUCUAUGUAAUGAAACUGUUUCAUCUUGUCCUAUCACAGGACAUUAGAAAGCUUGCAGAUGUAUUGGCAAUAUUUCAAUUUGCGCAAAAUAGACGAAUGAUACCAAUAGAUGAUGCCACAGGAGAAAAACUCAUCGGAAGAAUAUCAACCAAUCUAAGAAGAUCGAGUCAUAGACUAAAUCAUAUUAUAGAAAUGCAGCUACUAAAACGAGGCCUUCAUUCAUCGACUGAGAGAAGUUUGAAGAAGAAGAAAUCAUUUUUAUUAACCAUCAAGACACUGUUAAGGAAUUCAAAGAGAGAGAUUAGCAGACUCCUAAGAAGAAAAAUUCCAAAAAAUGAUAUCGUGAAACACAUCGCUAGGAAAAAAAUGGAUGAAAUUAGAAAAAAUAAAAUCGCUGAAUACGAGGAAACAAUGAGGAAAUGGCAAAAAAAAUUAAAUAUCGCCACCAGAUAUAAAAGAGAGGCUGGAUGGUUUGCAAAUUUUUUUAACAGCGUAAAAAAUUUAAUUCCAGGACUACGUUCAUAUCCCAAAAAAAAGCAGACGAAGUUAAAUCAAACUGAUAAAAUUAAAAAGAAUGAUAUAAAACAAGGUUCUAAAUUGAAAAGUAUGAAUAUUUCUACGACCAGAAGAACUACGAGAAUGAAACGUAACAAGAGAAAAAAGCAGUCUACGACGACUAAUCCUGCGAAACGAAAAGUGGCAAAACCAAAACGCAAUCAAAAUAAAUAUCUCAACAAAACAUCAUAAUAAAAUACAAAUUACCUAUCAAAAUAUCCCUUAACUAAAUAACAUAAUAUCUUUUUAUCCUUUCCUUCAUAUAACAUUGAUUUAUUAAAAAAAAAAUAACAAUCAUUCAAAAAUAAACCCAUUUUCUAGCGCUCUAAUAAAUGACAUAUUAAAUGUACUAUUGUUUAAAUUAAUAUAAUAUUGGGAUAAAAUUAAUUUCAAUAUCUAUGGGCUCCUGUGUUCUUCUUGGACAAAAAUACUACAUACAGGCGGACUUUGCUCUGUAAUAAAUCUUAAGAUAUACACGAAUAUCAUUUGAUACAAUUUGUGGUCUCGAUUAGGAUGUGGGUUGCUUUCCACAUGGAAAAUUGUAUGUUGCGUGUUCCCGCGUUGGAAAACCGGAUUGCCUCUACAUGUACACAAACAGC